Molecule: messenger RNA, 470 nt
Organism: Cokeromyces recurvatus
Lineage: Eukaryota; Fungi; Mucoromycota; Mucoromycetes; Mucorales; Mucoraceae
Exons: 5
Coding region: 41-394 (117 amino acids)
Cellular component (GO): endomembrane system
Source: RefSeq, a predicted model, not a curated record
UCAUUCAUAUAUAUUUUGUUUUAUACAACACAUUUCCAAGAUGAAGAAGCCUCAGAAUCCUUUUAAACCUAAAGCCAAGUCAAGACGAUUUGUUGAAUUACAACAUGAUACAGGAUUUACAGAUGCUCAGUUUGAAACACCGGAAACGCCGAUUCCUUGGAAAGCUAUUGGAUUAGCUUUAUUAUUAUUUGUUGCUGGUGGUAUUUUGUUAGCAAUUGGUAUUUUAAUCAAAAUUGGAACAAUUGCUUCAGAGGUCUGGUUAGCAAGAGGUACACCAUUUAUUGUACUGGGAAGUAUUAUGUUUAUACCAGGCGCAUAUCAUUUAUAUAUUGCUUAUUAUGCAUACUAUAAGUAUCCCGGCUAUGACUUUUCUCUUAUACCUGAUUGGGACUAAAUAAAGUUGUAGUGCAUGUAGUAAAUAAGUUUAUUAUUAUUAUUAUUAUUAUCAUAAAAGUACUAUAUGAUCGCUA